UUAACUUAAAAUUAUCGUUUUGUUUGGUUUUCUUUUCUUUUCAUUCUCUCUCUGGUUUCAGCUUCCAGAAAUUUUCUUGGCUCCCCGGCCAGUUGUCCCAACCCCUUUUAUUUCCUCCCACCCACCUCACUAAUCUCACUACUGAUCCCAUGCGAGAAUCCACAAAGCCAAAACAAUGCACAAGCUACAUCCCUUUAUUUCCAAACAUAGCAAAACCACGAACACGUUCGGUUAGUUUCUCUUUUCGCCAAAAACCAUGAGAUGAGCGAUAUCAUAUUCAUAUGCAUGCGGAUAUGCAAAUCACUCCCACGAAACCAUUCAUCCUAAGGUGUUUCCUCAUCUCCCUCUUCCUCUCCCUCCCCUUCCUCUUCCUCUACCUCUUCUACCCACAACAACAACAACAACAACAACAUCAUAUCACAACCAAAGACCUCAGAAUCCGACCAGGGUACUCCUCCUACGAAUCCUACAUUCAACGCCAGCUGAACAAGACCCUUAACCCAAAACUCCGAAAAAUAUGGACAACCCGCGACUGGGACCGCAAGAUCCCCGUCUUCGCGCGCUUCUUCGAAGACCUUAAGGUUAAUAAAAAGCUUCUCAAAAACACGUCCAAGGCGCUGUGCAUCGGUGCAAGAGUGGGGCAAGAGGUGGAAGCGCUGCGGCAAAUUGGAGUCGUUGAUUCAGUGGGAAUGGACCUUGUUCCGUACCCUCCCCUUGUGAUGAAGGGUGACUUUCACAACCAACCGUUCCAAAACGACACGUUCGACUUCGAAUUCUCCAACGUUUUCGAUCACGCGCUGUACCCGCAAAGGUUUGUGGCGGAGAUCGAACGCACGUUAAAACCUGAAGGUGUGUGCGUUUUGCACGUGGCGUUGUCGAGGCGUGCUGAUAAAUACUCUGCUAACGACCUCUACAGCGUGCAGCCACUUGUGGAGCUAUUCAAGCGCUCUGCUUUGGUUCACGUUCGCAGCGUCGAUGGUUUUGGAUUGGACACCGAGGUUGCGUUUCGGAAGAAGGGAGAACCUCUUCGUCGUCACCGUUUGUGAUUGCUUUUCUCACUCUUCUCUUCUCUUUUUUUUCCUUUUCCUUUUCGUUUUUUUUUAGGGUGGCCAUUCUAUCUUUCUUUUUGGGUACAUUUGAUUUUUUUUUUCUUUUUUGUUCUUUAAAGAAGUGGAAUGGUUGAGUGAUGGCGAUGGUGAUAAUCAAUGUGUAGUUUUGCCAUUUAGCUUAUUGCACUGUGCAAUUGCUUUGGUGACGCUAGGAUGUAUAGCACUUCAUUAUAUUAACUAUGAUGGAGAAGAAUUCGUUAUCUCAA
This is a messenger RNA of Glycine soja, 1315 nucleotides long. RefSeq lists its product as uncharacterized. The transcript has a single exon. NCBI's taxonomy places the organism in Eukaryota, Viridiplantae, Streptophyta, Magnoliopsida, Fabales, Fabaceae. The record is from RefSeq and is a predicted model, not a curated record. Gene Ontology annotation, molecular function: S-adenosylmethionine-dependent methyltransferase activity. The coding region runs from base 282 to 1046 and encodes 254 amino acids.